GAGAGACGGCGACCAGCCGCCGACUGACUCACACUCUGAAUCGGGGGAGAGAAAGAUCAAACCGCCGGCCGGCCGACCGAGCCAUGUGCUGGGGCGGACUGUAGCGCAGUACCACCACACCAGAAGAUAGGAUUCUGGAAUUUUAAACUUUAAACUGCCGUAGAAAAGCAGCACAGCUAACUUGUUAAAGUAGCAAGCAGUUGUUAGAAUUGGCGCAAAAACAACAGCAGUUACUUUAGUUAGGCAGUAACACUCAGCAGAUUCCGUACCUGAAACCUUCUUUUGACGGCUACUCUGGGCACAAUGUAUCGAUCCACGAAGGGAGCGUCUAAGGCUCGGAGGGACCAAAUUAACGCAGAGAUUCGGAAUCUGAAGGACCUGCUGCCGAUCUCCGAUGCGGACAAGGCUCGACUCUCCUACCUGCACAUCAUGUCGCUUGCCUGCAUGUACACAAGAAAAUCGGUCUUCUUCUCUCAAGAAGCCACGAUGGCAGGCUGUCAUGAAGAGAGCGCAAAGUACCUGUCCUUCCAGGACUUAUCGGAGGUGGUGCAGGACAUGCCAGGGUUCUUACUUCUGCUGACUGGGGAGGGAAAACUGCUCUACCUGUCCGACAGCGUCACCGAACAUCUCGGACAUUCUAUGGUGGAUCUGGUUGCCCAGGGUGACAGCGUGUACGAUAUCAUUGAUCCUACCGACCACUUUGUCAUGAGGAGCAACCUGGUCCCUUUAACUUCACCUGACACAGAGCGUUUGUUCCGCUGCCGCUUCAACACCUCCAAAUCGGUCCGUAGACAGAGCGCCGGAAACAAGCUGGUGCUGAUCCGGGCACGGUGCCUGUCCCCUCCUUUCCCCGCCUCCUCACCCGCCUCCUAUUGGACCUCCAACCCGGUGUGGGUGUGUUUCUGCUCUCCCCUGGAGCCCCACCCACCCCAACCUCUUCCUAUGGGAGAGUCCGUCCUGACCCCGCCUCCUGACCGCACCUUCUUCCUGGCCUGCUUCCACUCCCAGCACAGCCGGGACAUGAGACUGCAGGAGGCCCAGGACAGUGUGAGUGUGUACCUGGGCUUCGACGUGGCGGCCCUGCGCUCGCGCUCCUGGUACAGCCUGCUCCAUCCACAGGACCUCUCACACGCCUCCGCACAGCACUGCAGCCUGCUCCGUGAAGGAGGGGAAGGGCGGGUGGAGAUGGUGGUGAGGGUGGAGUCAGCUGACAGCUCGUGGGUGUGGCUCUACAUGGUCCUACAGCUGGAGGCAGGGAAACACCCAAUCAGCAGCCACAACUACGUCAUCAGUGAAUCGGAGGCCUGGUCGGUGCGACAGCAGCUGUGCUCGGAGCAGACCAAGCUGACCCUGGCCCUGAGUUCGCUGCAGUCCCCGGACACGCUGUCCAGUCCGGACCAGGUGUUCACGCCCAGCAGCAGCGGCCUGUCCGGGCAGUCCUUCGACUUCAGCGUCAGCGUCUGCGGCACCGGCUCCUCCGAGGAGCUAGGGGGCGCUGCCGGGGAGUCCUCCCGCAUGGAGGGCGACCCUCGCUCCAGCCUGUCCUCGCUGGAGGAGGAGAGCCUCUUCCAGCAGCAGCCCGCCGGCCCGGCUCCCAGCCCGGCCAGCUCCACGUCCUCCACCCCGGUGACUGUUGCCACCGUGUCCGACCUGGACUUCCUCACCCAGAACAUCUUCCUGCCCCCGUCCUUCCCCCUCGACCCCCCUCUGCCCUCCCUGCCCCUGCCCCUGCCCCUGCCCCCCAUCUCCGCCUCCAACCCCCAGCAGGGGAAGGAGAUCGUCUGCACCCCUCCGUACACCCCCCAGCUGGGCGGGGGGAGCUUCCUGUUCGGAGAGCCUCUCUUUAGCUUAGACCGCAGUGGCACCACCUCCCCGUCACAGCCCGGUAUGGCCAUGGCCCCCUCCGCCCCCACCGAUUCUCCCCCCGCCCCCGCCGUGACAACAGCCGGCAGCCCCGCCCCCAUGACCCAGUCCACGCUCCUCCCCCUGACCCUGUCCCCGCCCUCCUCCGAGCUCCUGUUUCCGGGGGAACCGUGCGGCGCCGGGCUGUACGAGAAACUGCCCCCCACCCCCGACAGUCCCGGGGACGGGGAUUGCACGGUCAUGACCCUGCCCGAGGUCCGGGGCCCGCUCUACGUGGACGUGCCCCUCGGGCCCCUCCCGUACCCCCCGGAGGGCCUCCUGACCCCCGAAGCCUCGCCCGGAAAGCAGUCGGGCAUGGCCUUCUUCUCGCUGGAGAGAGAGCGAGAGAAAGAGAGAGCCGAGAUCUCCCUCCUGGUCCAACACCUCAGCUCGUUGGCCGAAGGGUUCUACCCCGACCCCCUCCUCCCGAAGUUCUCCCCCUCCGUGGUCACCUCGUCCCCCUCCUCCCCCUCCCUCUCCCCGUCUCUCCCCGCGGCCGAGCCGGCUGUGGAGCCCACCCCCAUGAUGGACGACUUCUACACCAUCAAGCCCUGGAGAGGCCUGGACCUUCCCCUGCUCCCCGACGACAUCUCUCUGUUUGAAGAGAGUCUCUUAGAAACCCUGCUCCAGGACCUCUCCACCUCUGCCUCCUCCACCCCCUCCCCCUGCCCGUCUUCCCCCACCCCCUCCUGCCCCCCGCCCUCCCCCCCCACCCCGGUGUACUGGCACCCCCCCUCCCACACCGAAGGGGGCUCCGCUGUGGGCCUCAGCCACUUCUGUAGCGUCCAAUCGGCGCACUGUAACUGCGCGGCCGGGGGCGGGCUGACAGCGGGCGGCGGCGUGGGCGUGGCAGGGGCCGGGCUGGCGGAAGCGGGGGGGAUGGAGAUGGACAUGGAGGUGGAGGUCUCCUCCUCGUGCUCUAUCCCAGAAUCCCCCCCUCUGCUCAUAACCGCCUCCCCGGAGUCCAGCCCUGCCGCGGCCCUCGGCCCCUCCGCCCCCGGCCUGCCCUGCGCCCAGUCCCUCCUGGAGGAGCUGGCCGCCCUGGAACCCGUGUUUGGGGCAGGUGCCUCGAUCGCCCCUGACCUGGGGCAACAACCUGAGUUGUAUCAACUCCAAUGCCACCCGCCGCAACAGUGCUUCCAUGAAGAUGGGAGUGGAAGUGAUCCUCCGUUCUAAAAUAAGUCUGUGACUUACUUCAUUAAGUAUGGCAUAUUGUCAUAUUUCGUGGAGCUACUUUUACUGAAAAGUGAAGAAUAUUUACUGUAUAAAUAUAUACAUAAUGUAUAUAAAAGCCAAACGGACAUUUACUUAUCUACCGUACGUCUGACGAACAAAGAUUGUCUUCUAAUUAUGUUGAUUUAUUUAUCCAUGUAUUUAUAUUUCGAUUAUGGUGCAACAUUAUGGCUGUGCGGAUUUGAGCGUGGCCUGAGUUUUAGUUCAGUCUGUGUCACAUUGCGUUUCUGUAACGAGCUUUUGUUUCGAGCAGAGACAGAGAAUGAGAUCUCUGACCAUGUAAGCGCAAUUCAACUUACAGAUGCACUCGUAUUCACUUGUAGUGAGGAACUUCUAGUGUGAACUUAAAAAAAAAACAUGUUUUUCCUUGCUCUCGAGAAGAAACAACACCGCCAUUUUACUGCUCAAAGCUUGUGAUGCAGCAAUACAAACACAAAGCACAAAUGUUGUGAAAGACAGUUAUCGAUCUUAACAGAUCCCCACCGGGGCGCUAGCCACAGCAACCCGGCCCACUUCAAUGGGACUCUUCCCAUCAGUGGGCCCACCUGCCAAUCAAAAACUUGAUGCCGCUGUCAAAAUGCACAAAUAUCGCAUCCAGCUUUUGUACCAGUAUGAAAAUCCAAGCUUAAUUUGAUACUUCAAAUGCCUUUGAGCUUUGAGUUUGUGGCUGCAGCUUUUCAACAUUUGACUUGUGGUUACUUACUCAUUUCAGACUCGUUUUUAUCAAUGUGCUGUACAAAUGUUUCUUAAUACGUGAAGUACAUGUACCAGUAUGUAUUGAAGGAAAGGGGAGGCGCAUCACGUUUGCCACGCUACGUCUGCAGUGGAAACCUCUGAGAGCCUCUCCCUUUCGUAUACAUUUUUCGUGUAAAACAGAGAAUGACGUUACCUAGUCUGUGUGCAGUUUUAAAAGGCAUGCGGCACUGGGGAAACGGCCUGUACAUUCGCUUCUGUGUCCGGCGCCCGGGGAGCCGAGUUCAUGGCCCUCUGGCGGUAAGUCCAACGGGAUGGGGUAGACGCGGCUACGACAGGGUAUUGCGACGUCCACAUUCGCAAAUGCUCGCGAUAUCCAGCGGCCGCCAUUCGCCCAGAAACCCACGACUUACUUAUGGAAUUCUACUUAUUAUCUAGCUGUAGUGCCCAGUGUGAACACACAACAGUGCGACGCCAGACAGUAACCCAGUAAAAACCUUGGUAACAUUGCAGCUGGCUUACUGUGUAAGGUGUCUCGGUCUGGUAACAGGUGUCUGAAUGUAUGAGUGAUUCUUCUUUUUAAAGAGGGGAAAUAUCCAAAGUUACAAGAAGUUUUGUUUUAAAAAAUGAGCUGGAAAAUAGGGAUGGGUACUAUUUCUAUUCAGUUACUAAGCGACACGGGUUGAGAAUGGUUCUAUUCCCAUGGUGUCGACACGCUAACGUAGAGUUGUCUACGGUAAAGUAAAGGAUUGAUUCCUACGUUCUAUCUAUUUAACUGAUAAAAUGUUUAAAAGUAUACUAUUAAUAAUAAUGUGUGAAUUGAAAAAUGAAUGCUGUUCAAUCAACUUGCAUAUUUCUUAUUUCUAUUGAUAUGUGUAUAAGAUGUAUAGCGAUUAACAUUGUGGAAUGAAGAGAUUGUAUACAUUUGUAUAUUUCUAUAAAUAUAUCUAUCUGUACAAAGACAUUUUUAUUAUACAAGAACAAUACAUACAUGAGAUAUGAUAUUUAAUAAGAAUGGACAUUGUGGAUCAGUGUUCUCUUGUGUUGCUGAUAAGUGUAUUUGGUUGUCAAAUGCAUUUAUAUUAAAGUGCACUUAAGGAAGUGAAA
Messenger RNA from Conger conger (European conger), 4935 nucleotides. RefSeq names its product neuronal PAS domain protein 4a (gene npas4a). The transcript has 8 exons. The coding region runs from base 304 to 3078 and encodes 924 amino acids. Gene Ontology annotation, molecular function: DNA-binding transcription factor activity, RNA polymerase II-specific; RNA polymerase II transcription regulatory region sequence-specific DNA binding; protein dimerization activity. Gene Ontology annotation, biological process: regulation of transcription by RNA polymerase II. NCBI's taxonomy places the organism in Eukaryota, Metazoa, Chordata, Actinopteri, Anguilliformes, Congridae. The record is from RefSeq and is a predicted model, not a curated record.